This is a messenger RNA of Biomphalaria glabrata, 1054 nucleotides long. RefSeq lists its product as uncharacterized. Lineage: Eukaryota; Metazoa; Mollusca; Gastropoda; Planorbidae. Bases 125 to 583 code for a protein of 152 amino acids. The transcript is spliced from 5 exons. The record is from RefSeq and is a predicted model, not a curated record.
GAAUGGGUUGAAGAAAAAAAAAGACAUUAAUCAGCGAGGGGUUUGGACUUCGCGAGCUAUAUAAGCUAGUCACAGCCACUGCUUGGCCACUUGGACAACGUCGCCGUACACUCUGACCAACAAAAUGGACUUUUACCUGCUACUGUCUGUGGUGAUGUUUGUAGUUGGCAUGCCUCUUGCGGCUGAAACCUUGAAAUUAAAAAGAAAUGCACCAGGGUGUUUGAUAGAAGGCCGGAUGUACGCUGAGGGUGAAACAUUCAACAUUCCUGGAGUUUUCAAAUGUAUCCGAUACACAUGUGAAAAUGGUGCACACAGGAUUGCAUCUGAAGGUUGUGAGUGGAACGGAACUUGUGUCCCAGUGAAUGGUUUAUUUUUUGACGGCUGUAGCGUGAAACAGUGCAGCAAGAGGACCAGGAACUAUCACGACCAAUACGUCGUGGAUGUUGUACUGCCACGAUGUAGAGACUACUUAGGUACUUGUCGAGGUCCCCAAGAUCACUAUUCUGACGAGAUCAAUGGUCGAGUGUUUGACAGCUGUCACUGCUAUGUUUCUGGAGACUUCGCAGAGACUUACUGUGACUAAACAUCUUGGCGUUGCUGCUGCUGCUGCAGUUUGUUGUUGGGAGAACUACGACCUUUCACUUGUAGGCUUGAGAGAAAAAUCAUGCACAAUUUUUAGUUUUUUUUUUUAAUUCAAAACGAGGCCAUUAGGUUACAACUAAAGCAUCACGAGACAACACAUUUAUAAAGGCCUAAUAACUAACAACUUCCAAACUAAAGCCAUUUGCUAGAAUAUCGUCAUUUAAGUUUCUUUGUGCUGUACAGUGUAUUAGCAAGUGAAACCAUUUUUUUUCUUAUUUGAUGAUUGAACAUGUUAUUAAAUCUGUUUUGUUUCUAAUAAUCACAAAUAAAAAAGUUAUAUUUUUUAAGCUACAUAUUCCUUGAAUGUAAACUUCUGCAAUGAAUUGUUUUUAGCUCUGUUAUAACACUAGUUAUUUGGAGAUAUUAAUGCCAAUCAGAAAUAUAUAAAAUAAAUUGUUUCAUUAAAAUGUUC